This is a messenger RNA of Ceraceosorus guamensis, 1080 nucleotides long. RefSeq names its product mitogen-activated protein kinase HOG1. Gene Ontology annotation, biological process: osmosensory signaling pathway; stress-activated MAPK cascade; protein phosphorylation. Lineage: Eukaryota; Fungi; Basidiomycota; Exobasidiomycetes; Ceraceosorales; Ceraceosoraceae. Gene Ontology annotation, molecular function: MAP kinase activity; ATP binding. Gene Ontology annotation, cellular component: cytoplasm; nucleus. The record is from RefSeq and is a predicted model, not a curated record. Bases 1 to 1080 code for a protein of 359 amino acids. The transcript is spliced from 9 exons.
AUGGCGGACUUCGUCAAGCUCAGCAUCUUCGGAACCGUGUUCGAGGUGACCACGCGAUAUGUGGACUUGCAGCCAGUCGGCAUGGGAGCUUUUGGCUUGGUAUGCUCUGCAAAGGAUCAGCUGACCAGCACCAGCGUAGCCAUCAAGAAGAUCAUGAAACCAUUCUCGACUCCUGUGCUGUCGAAGAGGACGUACAGAGAGCUGAAGCUGCUGAAACACAUCAGGCACGAGAAUAUCAUCUCCCUGUCCGACAUCUUCAUUUCCCCGCUCGAAGACAUCUACUUCGUUACUGAAUUGUUGGGCACAGACUUGCAUAGAUUGCUUACAAGUAGACCAUUGGAGAAGCAGUUCAUUCAGUACUUCUUGUAUCAGAUUUUGAGAGGGUUGAAAUACGUGCACUCGGCAGGCGUGGUGCACCGAGACUUGAAACCCUCGAACAUCUUGGUGAACGAGAAUUGCGACUUGAAGAUUUGCGACUUUGGAUUGGCUAGAAUUCAGGACCCUCAGAUGACUGGCUAUGUCAGCACGAGGUACUACAGAGCUCCUGAAAUCAUGUUGACGUGGCAAAAGUACGAUGUCGCCGUCGACGUCUGGAGCGCGGGAUGCAUCUUUGCAGAAAUGCUGGAAGGCAAGCCACUCUUUCCAGGAAAGGAUCAUGUCAACCAAUUCUCCAUCAUCACCGAGCUGCUCGGCACUCCACCCGACGAGGUCAUCAAGACGAUCUGCAGCGAAAAUACGUUGCGAUUCGUGCAAUCCUUGCCAAAGAGGGAAAGAAUUCCCUUUUCACAAAAGUUCAGGAACCAAGAUCCGGUCGCGCUGGACUUGUUGGAAAAGAUGCUGGUCUUCGAUCCCCGAACUCGCAUCACUGCGGCCGAAGCUUUGAGCCAUCCCUAUCUCGCGCCUUAUCACGACCCAUCAGACGAGCCAGAGGCCGAAGAGGCCUUCGAUUGGUCAUUCAACGAUGCUGAUCUGCCUGUGGACACGUGGAAGGUGAUGAUGUACAGCGAGAUUCUUGAUUUCCACAACAUUGAUGAUGCCAAUGCUCAGGCAGAAGGAGCAGUGCCGCCGGCGAACAAUUAG